UCCCGGAAUGCUCGGCGCGCUGCAGUCGCCAUCUUAUGUGUUUCCUAGAGCCUGAGGCUGCGAGCUGGUGCGUGCGGCGGGGCGGGAGCUGCUGCAGCCGGCUGGAGGAUGCCUGGCGGAUAAAUGUGGCCCAAACCCAGCAUCGCUCUGCUGUUGUUGCUGAUCGCGGUGGUGGCGAAGCCAGAGCGGCCAGGUCCACGCCUUGCUCUGGCAAGACUUCUGUCAGAGCUGCGCUGUACCACUGGAGAAUUUGCUUGUAAGACUGGAACUAUUCAGUGUAUUCCUCAGAGCUGGUACUGUGAUGGCUGGCAGACCUGUGAAGAUGGCAGUGAUGAACUUGACUGUCCAGGAGUAAUUGCUGAUCACCGAACACACCACGUAAAGGAAACCACUGACCUGAAACAGGUGCGUGGGAGAACUGCCGAGGACACCCGCUUUUAUCCUAUCAAUGUGGCCCAGCCUUUCCAGUUCACCCGUAAGUGUCCAACAGGCUGGCAUCAUUAUGAGGGCACAGCAAGCUGUUACCGAGUGUAUUCGAACAGCGAGGAUUAUUGGGAUGCUGUCCAGACAUGUCAACGAGUGAAUGGAUCAUUAGCCACAUUCACUACUGAUCAAGAGCUGCGGUUUAUACUAGCUGAAGAAUGGGACCUAGAGGAACGGCCCUUAAGUCGCAAGGACCAGCGGAGGUUCUGGGUUGGCUAUCAGUACACGAUAACAAACCGAAGCCACACCUCACUAGAGGGGCAGUGGGAAGUGGCGUAUAAGAGCAGUUCCACAGAGGUGUUCCUUCCCCCAGAACAGGUGCCAACGUUUGGAAUGACCAUCUCUGAGCAGGAGAAUGUGCUGUGUGCUCAACUGCAAUGUUCCCACUUCCCCAGCUUGCGGCACCAUGGAUUACAUAGCUGGUAUGCAGAGAACUGCAAUGAGAAGUCGGCCUUCCUCUGCAAAAGAAGUCAAACCUGUGUUGAUAUCAAAGAUAACGUGGUAGAUGAGGGCAAGAACUUCACUCCAAAGGGUAAUGAUCCAUGUUUGAGCUGUACCUGUCACAAUGGCGAACCUGAGAUGUGCGUUGCUGCUCUGUGUGAGCGGCCACAGGGCUGUCAGCACUAUGAAAAGGACCCAAAGGAGUGCUGUAAAUUCACCUGCCUUGACCCAGAUGGCAGUGGUAUUUUUGACUCCAUGGCAAGUGGAAUGCGUCUGAUCGUAAGCUGUAUCUCCUCUUUCCUCAUCCUGUCACUGCUCCUCUUCAUGGUCCACCGAUUACGGCAACGACGGAGAGAGCGUAUUGAAUCUCUUAUUGGAGGCAACUUGCAUCAUUUUAAUCUCGCCCGAAGCAGAAUGCCAGGCUUUGAUUACGGUCCAGAUAGCCUUGGAUCAGGCCUAACUCCACUACAUCUGUCUGAUGAUGGUGAGGGUGGAGCAUUCCACUUCCACGAUCCCCCACCUCCCUAUACAGCUUAUAAAUAUCCAGACAUUCAGCAUCCUGAUGACCCCCCGCCACCGUAUGAGGCAUCUAUCAAUCCUAACAGCAUGCUUUGUGUCAGUCCAGAUGGUGGUCAUGGCCAGGUGGUGGAGCAGACCGGCCAGCUUCACAUGGCCGAGGGUGUCAUUGGAGAGCCGACAGAUACGGGCAGCUUUGCUCUGGGUGCAGUCACUGAGGAACUGGAGGUGUCAGCUGGUAGCGGUAACCUGCUGGUACCACAGCCUGUCCAUCCAGAGAGCACGGCACUGGGUCGCAAUGGUCAAUCUUCAGUAAACACCGUUGUAUAAGUAGGAGGGGAGGGGCAUUAAUCAUUGUUUUAUGAAAUUUGGGCAAACGUUUGCACAAUGCUAUAUCGACAAUACCAGUCAGAUGACUUAAAUAGACUUUGGUUCUGGUAUCCAGCAGAUUUCCCUGUGUUGAUGAAUGAGUUGAUCAUUUGUGUAUAUAUUGAUGAUGGAAUGCAGCACGUUUCCCAGUUCAUGGGUAUCGUAGGACUUUAGAACCCUAAAUGGCAGCUGUUUUUUUUUGUUUUUCUUAAAAUAGAUUUUGCAUACAAAUACAGGGCUUAGAAUCGAAGCUGGAAGAGAUUUGAGGGAAUAGGUGGUUCUUUGUGCACCACCAACCUCUGGUUCAGCCGGGGCUCUUGGACUGGGAGUGAACCAGGCCCAAUCUUUGGAGAGUGCCAAGUGAUACCUCCAGGCAAACAGCAGUGUAACUGAAGCCAGUCGGUGCUGUCACUAGGAGCAGACUGUGCAACAGCAGAGUGAGAGGUAGGUGAAUGUAUUCAUCAUUGGGAGUGGAGUGGAGGCCCAGGGAGGUGGGGAGGUCCUGGGGGCAAGGUAGAGGCCUUGGAUGGAGUGUAAAGCUUUGCCCCGGGCACUUUAGUGGGGGAUGGUUUAUUCAGGAGUUGGGGGUGAUAGUGGUAUAUUUGGGGAGGGGGUGCAGGGUCUGCAAGCUCUCAUGCUGGGAGCUGUUGGUUUACACAUUGUUUCACCACAGGCGGGUUUAUGGUCUUUGUCAGGGGUUCUUCUGCAGCAGGAGGGUGGGGAGAGGUUUCCACCAUCAUUGGCUUUCACAGUAGGCACAAUGUACAAGCCCAUCUCUCAUUGCAGGUUCCCAUACAGAAGGAUGGGGUUAAGUGUCUGAGUCAGAUGUAGUGUACCACAGUGGGAGGUCUUGGCUCAGUUGUCCAGUACUGUAUCAGUACUAAUGGUCUGGAGCUGAGGGUGGAGGAGGGCUCAUGCAGGAGCUAGUCCUAUGUAUUACAUGCUGUUACAUCCCUUAGUUCUUUCUUGGCUCCCUGUCCUGGAGAUCUUGACUGAUGAUAUUAAUCAUUGUUAUAGAUGCAGUCAAUAAUGAAAUGGUGAACAAUGUGGGUGUGGUCUAAUGAUUGCCAACACUGAUGUGAUUGAAAUCAAUCAGUGCUGUUAGUGCUCUCUAUUAAAGUGGUGGGUGAUAAUCAUGUUGAUGUGACCUGAUGAUACUUACCAAUGGGUUUGAUGUUGGUUGAUGUAACCACUGGGCUUCUGUUGACCCGGUUGUAGUAGGCAUUUGGUUGCAGGAAAUUGUCUAUUCAGAUAGGGAUUUUUGGGAAUUCUACACUGUCUCUGUAUUGAUUGCUCACAGUCUCUCCCCUCAUUCCUCAAUUGUCUCAAAUAAGCACAAAAGUGUGCACACGCGCUCAUAACCUAAACACCGCAGUUAACAGACAUUUGUAGUUUGUGAUUUGAACUUUCUGUGGCAGUGGAAAGAUUUUGAUACUCAGUGAAUACAAGUAGAGAUUAAAUUUGAUACCAUUAUUAGGUCAUGUGAUUGUUCCGGAGUUUCCAUUUUUCACUUGUUCUUUUACUGCAUCAUGUAGGGACUGAUUCAAUGUCUUGUACUUCUGUUAACAAAAUGAAAUGCCAAAUAAAUUCUGAAGUGGAGAUAA
Hypanus sabinus (Atlantic stingray) is the source of this 3413-nucleotide messenger RNA. It is a transcript of the gene dgcr2, whose product is annotated as DiGeorge syndrome critical region gene 2. Bases 124 to 1770 code for a protein of 548 amino acids. The transcript is spliced from 11 exons. NCBI's taxonomy places the organism in Eukaryota, Metazoa, Chordata, Chondrichthyes, Myliobatiformes, Dasyatidae. Gene Ontology annotation, molecular function: protein binding. Gene Ontology annotation, cellular component: membrane. The record is from RefSeq and is a predicted model, not a curated record.